Molecule: messenger RNA, 4536 nt
Organism: Python bivittatus (Burmese python)
Lineage: Eukaryota; Metazoa; Chordata; Lepidosauria; Squamata; Pythonidae
Source: RefSeq, a predicted model, not a curated record
AGAAUCAUCUAUGGUCUCACAAGCUUUAGAAAAAGAGAUCCUAGAGAAAGUUAAAGCAGAAAUUGAGGAAGAAUUGAAACAUCUUGACGAAGAAAUUUUGGAAGCUUUCACUACAACUGGCUUUGACUGCCACACAUCUCCAGUAUUUAGUCCUGCAAACCCAGAGACUUCAAUUGAAGACUGCUUAGCUCAUCUCGGGGAGAAGGUAUUCCAAGAAUUGAAAGAACCUCUUGAAAAGGCAUUAGAGAUCCUACUUAGCAAGCCAGUGAAUUAUCAGGAAUACAAAGAGAGGACACAGGAAGUAGCAAGUCAUGCUAGUGGAUGGAGCAAGGUUUUAGUGCCCCUGGUGAUUCUUCAGCGGUUCUUGGUAGAGCUGUCCAAACAGGGCCAAGAACCACUUGGUGCACUUCUGAAUUUUGGAGUGACCUACCUUGAAGAUUAUGUUGCAGAUUAUAUCAUCCAGCAAGGUGGAUGGGGAACUGUUUUUAGUUUGGAUUCUGAAGAGGAAGAAUACCACGGAAUCAUUGCUGAAGAUAGCAAUGACAUCUACAUCCUAACUAGUGACAACUCAGGCCAGGUGAGCCCACCUGAGUCACCCACAGUAACAACAUCUUGGCAGUCAGAGAGCUUGCCUGUUUCUUUGUCAGCCAGCCAGAGCUGGCAUACAGAGAGCUUGCCAGUUUCAUUGGGGCCUGAGUCGUGGCAGCAAGUAGCUAUGGAUCCUGAAGAAGUAAAGAGCUUGGACAGCAAUGGAGGUGGAGAAGAAAGGAGUGAAAACAACUCUUCAAACUCAGAUAUUGUCCAUGUUGAAAAGGAAGAGAUACAAGAGAGUGUUGAGGAGACAGCGGUGUCAGAAGUGGGCCUGCAAACUAGUGCUAAAAAAUUGAGCUUCCCAGAAGCUCCAGCUGCAUUGCUGAAAACAGAGUCAGAGGCUGAAAGCUUGUUAAUUAAAAGACUAAGCCCCUCUGCAUCUUCACUUGCUGAGUGUCACAAAGAGGGGAGAGUAGUGGAAUAUCCUGAACCUGAACCUCUGAUGUUGAGUAAAUCUGCCAAACAAUAUCCUUCAAGUGAAAAGGCUUCCCCCAAGUCUGAGAAAAUACAACUUCCAGAAGAAGAAACAAAACUAGGGAAAGAGAGCUAUUCUGAAGAAAAGUCUCCCGAUGGAGAGGAGAAAUCCAUUCUUUUGCCAGAAGGCAAAUCACUUCUGCUCUAUGGCGGGGCAGCUGCAGUAGCUAUCCUGGCUGUAGCAGUAGGUGUAGUGUUGACAUUGAGGAAGAAGUAGUGAACUCUUCUCUUCAGAGAUAAUGCCUGAAUCCACGCUUGGUUGCAUUGACUAAGGUUUGCAAUGCCUCCUGUUAAUGAGAAAUCUGUGUAACUUGACAGGAAGAUGGGGCAUGAGUUUACUGCUAAGUCUAGGGACAAUCAUGUUUUUAGUGGCCUGGGACUGGAUCUUCCUCUUUAAUGAUAGGGGUAUUAUUGGAACCCCCUUGCACAUUUAAAUAUCUUGAUAUAUCUGAGAAAUGGGGAGGGGGGGAGGGUUGCUUAUACACUGGAAAUUGGAUCAGGAAAUUCCAGGGUAAUGAAAAAGUUCAUCUUUAUCCCUGGAAAAUUCCUUUAUGUAGCUGCUAUUGCAGCUUCUUGGUUCACCUCCACCUCUUGAAUGAGAGGUUCUCUAACCCUGUAGCAUGAGGCUACUUCCCCUUUUGUCUCAGCUUCCUCAGGUACUGCACUGCUCCUCUUCACCUCUCUGUUCCCUUUGAAACCCCAUGGGGUAGUGCUUGCUCCCUAAAUUCUGUGAUUAAACUUCCAAAGCUAUGAAAUAAAUGAAAUGAAAUGAAAUGAAACCCUCCCAUGUAGAGAUGAAAGUAUAAUGCAUUUUGGGGAAAGAUAAUAUUUUUUUCAUCCUUGUGCUUUAGGCAUUUUGGUGAUUUGUUACUGUUGUGGCUGUCCCUAUCCAUUCCCUACUCCCCCAUUCAUCUGGCUUUAUUGUGUCAGUUUAGUUAUCAGAGAUACACUCCUUUCAUGUAAGUACCUAUCACCAUUCUGAUGAAUGCAAAAGAAAGAAAGAUUUCCAUGUAAUAAGCAAAAAUGUAUGUGAGGCAACAAGAGUUGAAUACUGUGCAGCUUCAGAUUUAAUUCAAAAAAUGUGCUUCAGAGUGCAUGGGGUAUAAAUAGAGGACCUGUCUCCAACUCUUUAAAGCAGUUGUGGUUUUCCCCAGGAUAAGAUGGUUGCCUUCCACAUUUGCUGUUUCCCAGAAAAAGAUGCAGUUGCUUUAAAACGUUGAAAACAGGUGCUAUGGAUGCACUUCUGCAUGCUCCAAAAUACUUUUUGGAUUUGAAUCUGAAGCAGUGUGGCCUUAUGAAAUGCCACUAAUUAUAAAUUAAAAUCUGUUUUGUUAAUCCAAUUGCAAGGUUGGAACACUUGGCCUUAAUUUACUUUUACCAUUGUGAUGAAUUCAAGGUCUUCAAGGAAACUGACUCAGCAGUUAACUGAAAGAGCAUUUGUUUCCAAUUUCCAGUUUUCUGGCCAUUGGUGGAGAAAUGAUCUAAAAAUCAUGUCUUGUAUAGCUCAUGUAACCUUUCAGAUAACUUCUUUCUAUGUAUAAACAAUUCCUUUUUAUUUCACCUAUAAUUGGCCCCGUAAAAAAAAUAAAAUUGAUCAUCCAUGUCAAAGUGUUAUUUUGUGUGUUUUGGAAUGUACAGGUGGUGACUGUCAUAGUUAUGAAUAAUAUAGUACCACAGGUUUUUACUUUAAACAAUAAAAUGGCUGUAGCCUCUUUUUACAUUUUUUUGGAGAUGAGAUAGAUAACCCUUCCCAUUAAACCUGCUAUAAAAAUUCACAUUUGAUACAGGUAGUCCUCAACAACCAUGUGUUUAACUUUGUCAAAGUUAUGAUGGUGCUGAAAAAAGUGACUUAUUACCAGUCCUUGCACUUACAACCACCACAGUGUCCCCAUGGUCUCACAAUCAAAAUUUGAGUGCGUGGCAGCCGGCAUGUGUUUAUGAUGGUUACAGCAUUCCGGGGUCACAAUUGCCAUUUGUGACCUUCCCAGGGGGCUUCCAACAAGCAAAGUCAAUGGGGGAAGCUCAUGCAUGUAUGAGAGAUUACACUUCUAAACAUUUGUGUUCACAUAUCAUAGAACACUUAGUUUAAUAUAUAAUAUCUACAAGGGAAUCUUUGUUUAAAUAUAUUUACAUUUCUCCAUAGUACUAUUUAUUAUCCAUUUUUCAGAAUAAAGUGCCUCAGUAUGUUCCAGUGGGAUUGAACUGUUUUUCCAUUUGCCCUCAGCCCAAAAAUCUAGCUGCAACCACAAAUUAUUUUUUUUGGGGGGGGAGAAACUCUCAUGUGAGUCCUUGACUUAUGACCACAAUAGGGAUCGGAAAAUGCAACAGUUGUGUGAGGACUGGUCGUAAGUCACCUUUUCAGCGCUAUCAUAACUUCGAACUGUUGCUAAACCAAUGGUCAUAAGUCGAGGACUACCUAUUUAGACAAACUGAAUAGUGAAUUAUUGCUGCCAGUAUGUAUUCCAAUACAAGCACUAUUGCUAAGAUUGCUGUAGCAGAUUUUGGCUGCAGCUUCCUCCACCCUCUAAAAUAAACUUCUCUUGACUUCUACAGUAAACUAUGGAGGAAAUAAACAGUGCAAGGUUUAGGUAGCCAUCCAUUUUGCCUGAUUACAGCCAUGUGUCCAUUUGAAGAGAAGGUGACAGACUGAACUUAUUUCUUCUCUUAUUUUUCCAGGGUGUUGUACUUUUCAUAGAAAGCAAAAUGCUAAAGAGUGUGAAAUGAAACAUUAGAAUUGGGGUAAUUAUGAACUGACCCUUUCAAAUAUUGAUAUGUUAGAACUUGAUUAUAUUUUACCUAAUCUCUGCAUUUAAGAUGGCAAAUGCUCCUGUUUGAAUAUUGGAGCUUCAUAAUGGAAUAGAAUUUGGUUAAGAUGCAAAACUUGUAUUUGGUGUUUUGGAAUUGCAGCCAUUAUGUCUGUAGAAAACUCUUCAGAAUAAAUCAUUACCAUAUCCUUCAUAGCACUAGUGAAAUGAAGACAAAUUAAAUGUAUACCAGUAGGAUUUCAAUAGUAUGUGUCAUGUAACUGUUACUUCAAAAUAAUCUAUAAUUCUGCAAUAGAAGUCCUACAAUACUAUUGGACUAACUGGUGCAAACUACAUUCACUUUCUCCUUCCUGCUGCUUCCAUUUGGGGAAAAAUGCUUUUGAGAUGCAGCAAAAACACAGAUUUGCUGUCUAUUGAAAUACUUUUUUCCUUCGUGUGGAUAUACUUUCAGUUUUUGAUCUACUUACUGUGGGCUUCCUAUAAAAGUUCUUGAAAGCAAAAUAAGUGUCGUUCUUGCUUAGUGCUUUGCACAAUAAGCUGGAGCUGGGCACAUUUUUUAAAAGCUAUGCUCCUGAACCUGCUCAUGCAUACCUGAAGCACUUCUUUUGUUAUACAUUACGACUUCUAGUCUGGUUGGAAAGUUGCCCGUCUGACCUUGCUUGCGGUGAGCCAGGGAGAGAGGGGUCUGCUUUCAUGGUUUGAAAAC